Molecule: messenger RNA, 264 nt
Organism: Sabethes cyaneus
Lineage: Eukaryota; Metazoa; Arthropoda; Insecta; Diptera; Culicidae
Product: cuticle protein 16.5
Exons: 2
Coding region: 1-264 (87 amino acids)
Source: RefSeq, a predicted model, not a curated record
AUGUUCAAGAUUAUCUGUCUGCUGGUCAUCGUCGCCCUGGCUUCGGUAUCUGCCGAACCUAAACCAGGAGUGCUGGCCUAUAGUGCCCCGCUGGUAGCAGCUCCGGCUGCCGCCGUUUAUGAGCGCACAUACCACGGAAACAUCGCUCCUUUAGCUGCCGCCUACGCUGCGGCGCCCUACGUUGCGUCGCCCUAUGUUGCUGCUCCAUUGGCGUACUCGGCUCCCUAUGUGGCGGCUGCACCAGCACCAGUUUUCCUGAAGUAA